CUACCGGAUGUGUUUUACUUGGCGAGCGUGUGUUGCUCGAUGGUGGUGGGAAGCUCGGAAUACUCAUUCAUUUAAAAAAAGCUCGCAGUUUUGAAACCUUUUCAUUUAUUGUUUCGUUUAUUUCUCACGACAAUGAUCGAACCGAAGAAGCGCGGUUUAGAGAUGGCAGUCGUUCCCGUCGGUGUGAAGAGACCUCGGACAGAACUGGUGUCUGCAGCGCAGUCGCAACAACUCUCUGCUAUGGGGCCCCCCCGCAGCUCCAGUCUGCAGGCUCCCAUAAUGCUGCUCUCCGGUCACGAAGGGGAAGUUUACUGCUGCAAGUUUCACCCCAAUGGAGCCACACUAGCCUCUUCUGGAUAUGACCGCCUCAUCUUGAUGUGGAAUGUCUAUGGAGAAUGUGAGAAUUAUGCCACGCUUAAAGGCCACACUGGAGCUGUGAUGGAGCUUCAUUAUAAUACGGACGGCAGUCUGCUGUUCUCAGCCAGUACAGACAAGACCGUAUGCGUGUGGGACAGUGAGACAGGGGAGCGUGUGAAGCGUCUGAAAGGUCACACGUCCUUUGUGAACUCAUGUUUUCCGGCUCGCCGUGGCCCACAGCUGGCCUGUACAGGCAGCGAUGAUGGAACUGUAAAGCUGUGGGACAUCAGGAAGAAGGCCUCUGUUCACACGUUCCAGAACACCUAUCAGGUUCUUAGUGUGACAUUCAAUGACACCAGUGACCAGAUCAUCUCAGGAGGCAUCGACAACGACAUAAAGGUGUGGGACCUCAGACAAAACAAAUUGAUUUACAGUAUGCAGGGUCAUGGAGACUCUGUGACCGGUCUGAGUCUCAGCGCAGAUGGAUCCUACCUGCUCUCUAACUCCAUGGAUAACAGCGUGCGUGUCUGGGAUAUCCGUCCAUUUGCGCCAAAGGAGAGGUGUGUGAAGAUCUUUCAGGGAAAUGUCCAUAAUUUUGAGAAGAAUCUUCUCAGAUGCUGUUGGUCUCCUGAUGGGGGGAAGAUUGCAGCCGGUUCUGCUGACAGGUUUGUGUAUAUCUGGGACACAACAACUCGUAGGAUCCUUUAUAAGCUGCCUGGUCAUGCUGGGUCUGUAAAUGAGGUGGCUUUCCAUCCAGAAGAACCCAUUGUUCUCUCUGGAUCCAGUGAUAAGCGCCUCUACAUCGGAGAGAUUCAGUAACUGUGUUUGUGUGUGCGAAUGCGGCUUAUGUGUGUGACUGAAUGUGAGAAUGAGAAGAGGAUGGGCAGAUGGAGAUAUUAUUUGGAAUUUUGCCAUUUGUAUUUGGUUGUAAAAUUGUGAUGACCAGUUUGGGGGGGGGGGGGGGGGUAUUUGAA
Pimephales promelas (fathead minnow) is the source of this 1331-nucleotide messenger RNA. It is a transcript of the gene snrnp40, whose product is annotated as small nuclear ribonucleoprotein 40 (U5). NCBI's taxonomy places the organism in Eukaryota, Metazoa, Chordata, Actinopteri, Cypriniformes, Leuciscidae. Gene Ontology annotation, molecular function: protein binding; RNA binding. The record is from RefSeq and is a predicted model, not a curated record. Gene Ontology annotation, cellular component: catalytic step 2 spliceosome.